Struthio camelus australis is the source of this 7556-nucleotide messenger RNA. The record is from RefSeq and is a predicted model, not a curated record. Lineage: Eukaryota; Metazoa; Chordata; Aves; Struthioniformes; Struthionidae.
AACCUGGAAAGUGGGAAGAAAAUACGUGUUUGGCUUACAUGGAAACGUUACUGUGAAAAAUCUAGCUGUUAAAAGGCAUGAGAAGUGGAACGGACCAGUUUGACAACUUAGAAAAACACACGCAGUGGGGUAUCGAUGUUCUGGAAAAAUACAUCAAGUUUGUAAAAGAAAGAACAGAGAUUGAACUCAGCUAUGCAAAACAGCUUAGGAACCUCUCAAAGAAAUAUCAGCCCAAAAAGAACUCCAAAGAGGAGGAAGAAUACAGGUAUACAUCAACGAGAGCCUUCCUAGCCACUUUAAAUGAAAUGAAUGACUACGCCGGACAGCAUGAAGUCAUUUCUGAGAACAUGACCUCUCUCAUCACUGGAGAGUUAACACGCUACGUGCAGGAGCUGAAACAAGAGAGGAAAUCGCACUUCCAUGAUGGCCGAAAGGCACAACAACAUAUUGAAACUUGCUGGAAACAACUUGAAGCAAGUAAAAGGAGGUUUGAACGUGAUUGUAAAGAAGCUGAUAGAGCACAGCAGUAUUUUGAGAAAAUGGAUGCUGACAUCAAUGUUACAAAAGCAGAUGUUGAAAAGGCAAGACAGCAAGCCCAGCUGCGACAUCAAAUGGCAGAAGACAGCAAAGCAGAAUACUCUUCCACUCUACAGAAGUUCAACAGUGAGCAGCAUGAUCAUUACUACACGCACAUACCAAAUAUCUUCCAGAAAAUACAAGAAAUGGAGGAAAGAAGAAUCGUGAGGAUAGGUGAAUCCAUGAAAACUUUUGCAGAGGUCGACCGCCAAGUGAUCCCUAUCAUUGGAAAGUGUCUGGAUGAAAUAACCAAGGCAGCAGAAUCAAUUGAUCACAAGAACGAUUCACAGUUGGUAAUAGAAGCCUUUAAAUCGGGGUUUGAGCCUCCAGGAGAUAUUGACUUUGAGGACUUCACUCAGCCAAUGAAGCGGACUAUCUCUGAAUCCAGCCUUUCAAAUUCCAGAGGGGAUGGGAAAUCUGAGCCCAAGUUUGGUGGCAAAUCCAAGGGCAAGUUAUGGCCAUUCAUCAAGAAAAAUAAGCUUAUGUCCCUUUUAACAUCCCCCCAUCAGCCCCCUCCUCCUCCCCCUGCCUCUGCCUCACCCUCUGCUGUUCCCAACGGCCCCCAGUCUCCCAAGCAGCAAAAGGAACCCCUCUCCCAUCGCUUCAACGAGUUCAUGACCUCCAAACCUAAAAUCCACUGCUUCAGGAGCCUAAAGCGCGGGCAGACACAGUCUUUGUAUUUUCACAAAGAACUCAUGAAGAGGACUUUAGGGACACCCACGUGUGCCAUUGAGGCUAGGGAAUACGUUCUUUCUCUCAAGCUGAUAACUCUGAAUACACAGGUCUGGAGCCUAAUAGAGGGAGCAGGGCCAGAAGAUUUCAGCAAUCUCCCACCUGAGCAAAGAAGAAAGAAACUUCAGCAAAAAGUUGAUGAACUAAACAAAGACAUUCAGAAGGAGAUGGAUCAAAGAGAUGCCUUAACGAAAAUGAAAGAUGUGUACAUCAAGAACCCACAGAUGGGAGAUGCAGCGAGUGUGGACCACAGAUUAGCAGAACUUGGACAGAACAUUGAAAAGUUACGAAUAGAAGUUCAGAAAUUUGAGGGCUGGCUGGCUGAGGUGGAAGGCAGGUUACCCCCGCGGACUGAACAGGCCCGGCGGCAGAGUGGGCUGUAUGAAGCCCAGAACACUUCAGCAGUAAACAGCUGUGCACAGGACCGGGAGAGCAGCCCGGAUGGCAGUUACACGGAAGAGCAAAGUCAGGAGACUGAGAUGAAGGUACCUGCAACAGAUUUUGAUGAUGAAUUUGAUGAUGAAGAACCGCUACCCACUAUAGGAACAUGUAAAGCUCUAUAUACGUUUGAAGGUCAGAAUGAAGGAACAAUUUCUGUAGCAGAAGGAGAAAUGCUCUAUGUAAUAGAGGAAGACAAAGGUGAUGGGUGGACACGAAUCCGGAGGAAUGAAGAUGAGGAGGGUUAUGUCCCUACAUCAUAUGUUGAAGUCUAUUUGGACAAAAAUGCCAAAGAUUCCUAAAGGUGUUUGUGCUGGUGCAAGAACCUCGGGGCGAGCUUGUCACAGAAGGAGAAACAAAAUGGUCUGUUUACCCUGCAGGCAGUUAAAACAUACCCAUGGAAAUCCAGACUCCCAGUCUUGUCUGGAGUUCCCACUUGAAAAAUUCAGAUCUAAAUUCCAUCCCAGUGUCAUUCAGAUGCUUGCUCUUUUUUAUGGCAUGGUACUUGUGGCUCAGAUUAACAUGUCAGCCUUCCCCACUCUUCUGCCAGCUUGGCACGGCCCUUCUGUGAGACAUAACCAACACUUUUCCCCAGCCAGUUCCUCCCAACACAGUCCAAGAAUUGCUGCUGGCUGCGCUCUGAUGCAAAGGGUAACCAGAGAGUCCCAGGCAUGUACUGAUCUAUCUGCUGUCCUCCCUUGUCCCUCAGUCCAUCUGAAUGUGUGCACUGGUCCAUCAGCUUGUCACAUGGUGCCUUUAGUGCUAAUCCUGCAGGUCGGCACAUCAGAUAGCGAGGGAAGGAGGUGCAUACACAUGAAAAGCCACCUGUAGGAAAAGUGUUACAGCAGCUGGACUGGACUCUGAAUUUGCGGAUGUUAAAUUUUAUGCACAUGCAUUAUUCAAUAUUCUGCUUUCCCCAAAAGGUCACUAAUAUUUGUCAGCCUUUUUUUUUUUUUUUUUUUUUUUUUAAACUUAGGCUGAUUCUUAUUCUGAGUGUUAAAUCCCCGUGACCUUGCUGUUUCCUGGAAACCUUCAAGCUCAUGUAUGUAUGCUUGCUUUCCUGCUUGCUCUCUCUGCCCCGCCUCUGCUUCUCUCUCUUCCUCCCUUGCUCUCUUUCUCACACACACACACACACAGGCACACAGACACUGGCAUUUUGGUUUGAAGCCCCAUUUUGCUCGUCACAAAGACCUCCGUUUUGCUCUUGUUUCAGUCUGCAUGCUCGCCCUGUUGCCUUGCCUGCACCCACCUUCUUGAGGGUCACGUUAUUUGGUGGCUCACUGUUGAUAAUCUCUUUGCAUUUUUUUUUGUUGGUUUGUUUAGCAUUUCAGACUUGCCUUCUCCUUUUGCAUGACCUCUUGUGCAUUCUCAUCAGUUAAUGUUUGAAUAACAGAAUUUCUUUAGAAAAAGGAAAAAGAAAAAAGAACCUGCACUCUCUGUCAUUCUCCCACCUUGCCUUGGACUGGACCUCAACCCAGAAGCCAGACAGGACUUAUGACUUACUCAUCAGCCAUCCUGUUCGCACGUGAUUUUAUUUGAAGCAGAAGUAGCUUGAUAAGUGAUGCUGCACCUUAUGUCAUGCAGUGGAGAGAAAGCUAUAAUAUCCCCAAAUACCACAUGAUCUGGGCCUAAACGGCCUAAAAAGGGGUUGAUUGUUUUUCUAAACUUAUAUGCUGUAAAUGUAUUGUUUUCCCCUUAGUCUUUGCCAUUACUAUUAGAGUAAUGUUGUACCUGUUCGAGGCCUGUAAGAGUCAGUUGCUACUAAUAGUUCCUGAGGGCAUAAUUUAUUCAUAGAUUAACAAAUCAUUUGGAAAAAUCCACUUCCUCUUAGGAAACUUUAGCAUCUCUUGUAAUAUCCCCAGAAUUAGAAAAAAAUUAAUAUGAAGCCAUUAUGGCCAGUGACCCUAAAAUGAAGCCCCUCAGGUUUAGUUUGCAGACAGAUGUGUGUGUUGCUUUGCUGCCUGCUGUGUUCUUAAGCAGGGUCAGCAUGUAAAAAACAUGCCCAAGAAUCAUGUACUCUUCAUGUUGGGGAUUGCUUAGGUCUUCCUCACUCAGGAUGAAGUUAUUUUUGAAUUAGGUUACAUGUUGUGUUCAUAACUUUGUCCCUUUCUCUCCAUUCAAAAUACCAGUUUUUAUUUGUGAUAAUAAGGUCCCUCAUCCCUGCUGUUACUACUGUAGCUGUUAUGUUAUGGUGCUUAAUAUCUGCAAGCAUCUGCCAGCAAAAGCUUACUUUUUUUUUUUUUAAUCUAAUUGAAAUGGCUCAGGAGCCUGCACUGUCAAGCAGAUGAUACCAACACUGAGGCUGUUCAGCUACAGUGCUACUGGAGUCAGAAGGAUCAUAAUCAAUUGAAUUACCAUCCUUAUCAUUGCUGCUACUGUGUUCGCUUAACUGUUUAGAUCCAUGAGCCUCUGAUAGCAGAAUGUGAUUGUGAUCUACACAGUUGGCACUUGUAGCUUUGUACAAAAAUUUGUGACAUAGCUGUGCACAGGCUUUGUUGCACUGCAAAGCCAACAUAUCUCUAUCAGGGGAUCUAAAUGGUUAAGCUGUUAACAGGUGUGCAAAAAUCUUUUGAAUAUUUUUAGCUGCAGUAUUUUUAUUCUCUUGUGUCUGAUGCACUGUUGAAUCAGCAGCUGGAAUAAUUCAUUUUCACCUAUUAUUGUGCCAUCUAUGUAAAAAUUAGAAAAGUUUGCUUUUAUAUAUUUAAUCUAGGUGGACAGUAUAUUAUUGUCAGCCUCUGUGGAACAUUUGAACAAUUGCAAUGUCUGUGUUGCUAAUUAGCGCUUUAGAAAGAGCAUUAGCUUUAGCCGACUGAUUUUCUUCAAAAGAGUUUUAUUAAAAGACCGUGUAUGGAGUUUUUAUAAACUUGGUAACUAGUUCCCAAAAGCCUGGUUCUUAAAAUGUAUUACAAGAAAAAUUAGCAACAGUCAUAUAUUGUGGCCUCUACAUCUUUAUUCUGCUGCCUUUAAUCAGGGUAAAGAAUGGGUAAUUUUUGUAGAACUUACCUUUUGCAAAAUCUGAAGGACUAAAUAUGUGACUGGUUUAUAAAAACUCUGCCUGAAUUUACUAAUCUCACCCAGAAGUGUGGACUGUACGUUCUACAAAAUGAAAUCUCGUUGUCCCCAGCAAAAGUCUCUAAUGCCCUUUCUUAACAUCUGUAAAUAGAGAAGAAACAUAUUUACUGAUACUGAAAGCUGUGUUUAAUGCUGAGUAUUUUUCAGAAGUUCAUUUAGUUUGAUGCAUAUUGUUGUUUUUGUUUUCCUGCCUGAAGUGUCAAAAGACCUAAAAGAAGCCAAAUUCUAUUUUAACACGAUGAUGUCGAGCACUUUUUUAUUUGUAUAUGUGUGUGUAUGUGUGUUUGAGCACUGAACUUUAGAUUUUGGUGGCAUCUCAGUAUCGUGAUUUCAUUGCCAAUGUAAGAGGUUCUGGUGUGCCCAUUCAUUUCUGGAGACAGAAUUCAACCAAAUAAAGUGCUUCCAUUUGAAAGCGAAUAUUGACCUUGUAACAAUGAAAGGAAAGUCAUCCACAUAUUUAAAUAAACAUUUAAUUCCAGAAAUAACCUUUCCCUGGACCUUUUUGAUCUUCUAGAGAAGAAGAAAAGUGGUUUUGUUGUUUAUUUCCCAAUCAAAGAAGGCCUGUGCCUCUUUGGGGCUGCUUCUCUGAUUUGGUGAGGUAUUAUAGCCAUUGCUCUCUAGUGACCUUUUUGCCUUACCACAAGUAUUUCCAGGUGAGAAUUUAGCUGUGGCUUAUUGUUUUAGCCAGACAUAAAUUUUAUAGCCUGAAACUCCCCUAGGCUUCUCUCUUAUUCCUCAGCUUUCUCCUUGAAGUAUGGAUUUUGGUUUCAUGUUUAGUUGUAAAAUUUUUAGCAAAUAAGCUGAAACAGCCAAUUCCAGUGCUGUGCUUGCGUAUAGCUGCUGUUUUGUGAAGAAUGAUGAAAAAUUCUUACUUGUACUUUUUUUUAAAUUUCAUACCUGAUUUUUCCGGGUACUUGGGCUAUUAAUUUGGGUCUGCACUCGGAAGGAUAGUGCUUUGAGUGACGAUGUCUCACAAAUCUAGUUCCCAACAGGUCACUUUGAGAUACUUGUAAUUUUACCAAAUUUUUACCUUUCCGGCUGGCGCUAAACAUAGAACCAAGUGUUUUCUGGAAGCUUUAUCAGAAACAACGUAGUCAUUUUAGAGGAAAGAAAAAUGCAGUGUUCUGGCUGUAGUUGUUGGUGUAUUUGGGAAAGACAGGUGGGUCUUGGGGUUUUUCAACUUCCCCGCUUUAGUAGGAGGCCACAAGAACUGGAAGUUUAGGGAAGACAAUUCCUCUUAAGACAGAGCUGUACCUCUUAGUAUCCAUAGUGGGUGUAUUGGUUUAAUCAGAAGGCUUGGCAGAUGUAAUAUAGUAAUAGUAAUAAAAUAGUAAUUGUUUAUACAUUAAAUGUGUUGUGCCCCCGGCAAGUAACAUGUUCAUGCAUGUGUGCACACACAUGUAUGAAAUAUAGUAGUAUUUCCCUCCUUUGAAUAAUCUGUAAGUCUGGAUAAGGAUAUUUGCAGUUCAUUUUUAAUAUGCAGGGGUUGGUGAACAGUGGAUGGCAGAGCUCCAAAGAAAUCUGCUGGGCCACAGGUGCAAGGGGUACUGUGCACAUACUGUGCUGGAGCUGGCUGUCUUGAGCUGUAAUUUAUUUUCCUUUAGAGGAAGAGGGGGAAAACAAAACAAAAACAAAACCCAGAAGAUUGUAUUCUAAAUGUCUGAAGCUCGUCACAGCCCCAGAGAGGGGAGAUCUGAAAUGAGUACUGCGGCACUGCCCUGCUCCCCGAGCUUGUGCACGUGCUUUACAGCAUUUGUACACGUGCAUCCCCCUUCUCAGUGCAGGUUUUGGGGGCAGAAGGUGGAUAAUCAAAUGGGAGAGGAAUGUGCCUUCCUACCCAGCACCUGGAUGGUGCAAAAUGAACAAGAUGGAAGGGUAAACAGCUAAACGCAGCAGUCGGUGGGUUUCCACCAAGGGGACUGAAGCAGGACAGGAGUAUUGAGACAGCUCCUACCCACAUAUGUCUUACUGGCUGUGGGAGGUGUGGUGGGGGAAGCAGCCAGACAGACAGUGUUUGGGGAAAGGGCUGUGCACAUGCAUAAGGCACGUGGUUCAGGGCUCAUGCAACUUGUGAACUUCCUUUGGCAACCUUAAUUUUGCUUUGGUGUUUUUGUCCAGCAUUAACAACACAAAAUAACUGUGGCGGAGGUUGGACAAAAUUUUCCUUCCUCUUUUUGGAAGAAAGAAACAGCUUAUGCCAAAGAGGAAGAGAUCCUCAACUGGCAGAUGGAGGGUUCCCUUAAAAGGUCCCUCAAACGCUGUGUCAGGAAAGCCAUUGCUGUAUUCAACAGCAUGUCAGGGAAGUACAGAGAAACUGGGCAGGUAGCUCAAGGACACCACAACUUCCUCACUCCGUGGAGAGCAACACAUCCUACUACCUCUGCUUGGAUGCAGAGCUAUGGUGUGUUGGAUUUGUGGAUGGCGCUGUCUGCUGUUAUGUUGCACUGUGCUGCUUGGCUGACACACAGGCCUUGCAAUUCAGCUCUAAAUUAACCUAAAAUUCCUUCUUUGUCUUUAAGAGCAUUAAUCUAAAAAUCUCUUCUUCUUCUCUCUAGCUGAGAGAAACAUUCUGACUAGCUUCUGGACAGCUUCUCCAUCACCUGUUAGUCCAGUACAUUGGAAAUAGCCUCAUCUAGGAGCCAAGAGGAUUUGCAGUUGUGCAGCUCAUAGUAGGUAGUACCUGAGUAACAUCUGACUGUCAAAUAUGGAGUAAUGAGGCUUCAUCUGAAGCAGCUAUA